AUUGAACCGCCGCGAAAGCCGAAUAUAGUAUUACAACCUUCCAUAGUUGACAGAAGGGCAUUUAAAAUCCAAUACGUAGAAGAAUGCGUGUAUAAUCGAGAGCGAUUUUUCCGCUUAUUAUGAGCGAAAAAUAAACUCAUGGUGUAUUCAACAGUUGAUGACUGCAUCAAUAAUUUGUUGUAAUUUGUGUGACAGUGGUGGUGAUGUGCUAGUAAAUCGUUUUAAGGGUCUCUAGGGCCUAGUACGAUACGAGGGUCGGCAUUUAUCAUGCAGGCCCUUUGAAGUGUUCGGACAUGGGCUGUAUAAGGGGCUCGGGGGCCCUCGUCGGGCUCGUGGGGUUGCUGUUGAUCGUCAAAUGCGAUGGAGGUGAAGCUGAACCCGAGAAAUUGCAAUUUGAAGCCGCUUUUCAAGGACGAUGCGACGAAAACAGUCCCUGCCAGCAACUUUGUUAUGAAUUACACGAUGGAAUGUAUGAAUGCGACUGUAGAGAAGGAUUUAUAUUAAGAGAAGAUGGUUAUAGCUGUUAUGAAAUAAAUUCAACCGCUUUACCACCUUCCAUAGAAGAUCUAAGAUAUAGCAAUGCCAUAAAAGACAUCCUGUAUCAAAAGGACGCAGUAAUAGAUGUAGUUGAAUUUUCACCAAAGAAUAUGACAGACACUAGUGAAAUUUCUAAAUCGCCAUCUGAAAAAAUCAAUUUCACGACACAAGGGCCUUGUUUAGAACAGAAAAUGACAUCGGAAAGUUCAACGGCGUCCAAAUCGACGAAACCUGUAACGCCACCCCCAGCGGAUAACGUAUCGGUGACGACAUCGACGGUUAAAGCUUGUUCUUUAGAUUGCGGUCCUGGAGGAGGAUGCAGUUUAGAAAAUUUAGAUGAUUCACCGAUGUGUCUUUGUCCUCUUGGACGUGGUGGUGAUAGAUGCGAUGUUGACAAGGAGAUUCAAUCGCCUCGUUUUACCGGUUCCAGUUGGUUAGCGUUUCCCGCUUUACGAGGGGCGUACAAACACGUCCAACUCAGCUUGGAAUUAAGACCAGAAGCAUAUGAUGGAAUUUUUUUCCUAACCGGUGAAAGGGACGAUAUGGAGGGGGAUUUUAUGGCUCUGUUGCUUCAUCAGGGAUUCGUUGAGUUUCGAUUCGAUUGCGGUUCGGGUGUAGGUGUCGUACGUUCCGAAGAAACGAUCCUUUUAAAUCAAUGGAAUCACAUUACCUUAUACAGACAUCGCUGGGACGCUUGGCUUCAAUUGAACUUAGGUAAACACGUGCAAGGACGAAGCAAAGGACUUUUUUCCAGGAUAACAUUCAGAGAACCGCUCUUUAUCGGCGGCCCAGGUAAUAUGACGGGAUUGUCCGAAAAAUUGCCGGUGUCUAUUGGCAUGAAAGGUUGUAUAAGACAUUUGGAAUUGAACGAUCACGCUUACAAAUUCGCGUCGGAGCCUCAAGGAGAAGCCACUAAAGGAUACGGAAUCGUGGAGUGUACGGCGGAUCGUUGCAGCCACGUACCAUGCCAACAUGGAGGAAAAUGCCUUACCAAUGAUAAUUCCGCAAUAUGUCUUUGCCCUUUGGGGUUUUCCGGGGAUUUGUGUGAAAUACGAGUUGAUUUGCAGGUGCCUUCCUUUAACGGAUCAAGUCAUUUAAGAUAUCGAGGACUUGGAGAAAGCGCUCUAACAUGGUUAGAUCUAGACGUCACCUUCAAACCAACUGCCCCUGACGGCCUUCUUUUAUACAACGGGCACCGUAUAGACGGUGGCGGCGAUUUCGUAGGUCUUUACUUGGAAAAAAGUUUUUUGAUAUUUAAAUAUAAUUUGGGAACCGGUUCAGUUGCUGUCAAGAGUCAAUAUAGAGUAUCCAUGGGAGAAUGGCAUCAGUUGCGAAUUUCACGAACCGGUCGUUUAGCUAUCCUAACCGUCGACAACCAGUUACCCAUGGAAGUUCUAAGUCCGGGUGCUUUCACGCAAUUAUCGCUUCCACAAAAUCUCUAUUUAGGCGGAGUUCCAAACUUCGGGAUAGUUUCUUCGCACAUCAAAACUAAAACUUCGUUCGUCGGUUGUAUACAACAAGUUCGAAUUAACGGUAAACCGGUAUCUAUACUCGCCGAGGCCUUAGGGGGCGCUAAUGUCGAUAAUUGUCCGCAUCCGUGUGUCGCCAGACCUUGUGGAGAAGACGGCGAAUGUGUUCCCGAAAUGGAAUACUUUUCUUGCAAAUGUAAACCCGGUUAUCGAGAUCAUCUUUGUUCGAGAGGUCCGCCAUAUUUUCACGGCACCAAUAGCUACAUUCAUUUAAACGAUAUGAAGACGAUGGACGCCAUUUCGACGAACCCUUUUGUGGUAAACGUUCGUUUCAAAAUUUCCUCCAUAUCCGGUUUACUCCUUUGCGCUUUCGAUAGCGAUAAUUACAUUUCAUUGGGAUUAGAAAAUGGAGCUCUGGUACUUCGAUUCAGCGACAAAGAAUGGGAAGAAGAAAUCAAAGUUGUUCAUAAUUCGACUACUGUUAAUGACAGAUUGUGGCAUCGAGUGAAAGCUGUCAGAAGUGGAUCUGCGGGUUUGUUGAUAGUAGAUAACGGCGCUGCAAUAACUCGUCAAUCAGUAGAUGUAUCCAAAAAAAGGAUAUUCAAUUCGAAAGACGAAGGCCUAUAUAUAGGAGGUAUGCCACAAACGGCGCUAGAAACUCUAACGAAAUAUACGACAAGUGUGAUUGGUUGUAUUGCAGAUUUAGUCAUAAAUACGGAUUUUCAUCUCAAAAUGAUCACGCAUUCCGAAAUCGGUCACAACGUAAGCGAAUGCGAAGCAUGAGUCAAUUAAAUCAUACAAAUCGAGUCAAUAAUUAGCGCAAUUGUGACCAAAACGGCACCCGUAUCGCGAUUUAUAAACGGGGCCUACGUUUUAUUUUUUAUUUUUUAAUGGAAAAAGUGUAAAAUCUUUCUGUCUGACAAAGUGUGAACCUCAUUUCUUAUCUUCACUGACAUUCGUGUGCUAAUUGUGUGAACAAAAUAAGGCUGAUAUUGAAGAGAUAUUUCUUAGCGAGAUGCGGUCAUAACAAAUCAUAGUAGAGUAGCAAUUUACGAGGAAAUGGUCCUGGAAAAACCUCUUCAUUGUUGGACAAUCUUUUACCACCACAGAAAAUGGAGGCCAAAUCUUACGUUUGAGGUAGCGAUUCAAACUUUAUAUGUGACCUGCUGCAUUGUCACUUUCCUCUUAGUCAAAUCCGUCUGUUUCUGCUUGAUAUCUUCGCUCAAAUGUUGCAAUAAUACUCGCCCUUCAUAGUUUUUCCUUUCUCGAUGAUAAACAAUGAGAAUUAUCUCAUAAAACCGACGCCAUAGCCUCACCUGCAGAUGGAACAAUGUUUGGUUUCUUUGAAACCAGGUCCUCCCUCUUCAGUCCAUAUUUUGAUUGUUACUUUGUUGUGGAUGUAAAGUGACGAACCCACGAUCUAAUCAUGGUUACGAAACAACUUUAUUUCUGUGAAACUUUGCCAAAAACACGAUGGAAACGCUAUUUAUGUUUUACCACCACUCGGACGGCUAAAUCUCACGCAUGAGGUAGCAAUUCAAGCUUUAAAUCACUAAAUUCGGCUAUUGCAAUCACGGAUAUGUGACCUGGUGCAUUGUCACUUUCCUCUUAGUCAAAUGCGUCUGUUUUUGCUUGACAUCUUCGCUCAAACGUCGCAAUAAUAAUGGUUCUUCAUAGUUUUUCCUUUCUUGAUAACCUUACCUGCAGAUGGAACAGUCUUUGGCUCCUUUGAAACUAGGUCCUCCCUCUUCAGUCCAUUGUUUUGAUUGUUAUUUUGUUUCGGGUGUGAAGCUCCAUCCAUGGUUAUGAAACAUUAUCAAACACUCGAUGAAAACAUCUUCACGACGCUGUUUUUGUUCAAACGUGGCACCCAACGUGCACGCAGCUUUUUCAUGUCCAAAUUUUCAUUUAAUAAUCGAUGUAAAUGCUUUCUAUGCCUUCUAGCUCGCACACUUUCAGUUCACCAUCAUCCAGCGGAUUUUCCUCAACAUUUCUGGAAUCGUCACCUCAUUUGGUCGACCACUGCGUUGCUGGUCUUCGCACUAAACAACUUGGCGUCUUCAAACUAUAGUUUGUGUACUUUUAAAGCAACUACCGCCAUCUCUAAGUCGGUACAGGUACUUCUGCGAUCAUCCGCCAUUAAAUGAACAUAGAAAUUCACAAUAAAAAAAGUAAAUACGGGAAGAAGACAACAUGAAAAAAGAUAAAGACGAUAAAUAAUGAAAUAAACAAAAACAACAAUAAAAUAAAGAUUAAAGAAGAAAAACAAAAAGUGAAAAAAAAAACAAAGAAACUGACAAAACAACGCUUUAAAAAUUAUUUAUUAUGAUAAUUUGAUCAAUUCUUCUUUAUCUUAACACACCGAUUUUUCCAGGAGUUGUUGCUGAACAGCAACCGCGUUCCAGUUAUUUUAAUAUCCUCAAUCGAUUGUUUCCACCACGUUUUCAAUUUUGAGGGAAAAAACGAGUCUCGGAGCUGUAAAUGCGGCGAAUAGGGUGGCUAAAAACCACGAUUUGUUUUCGCGAAGUCUUAUAUCAUUUGGUGAUAAUAAUCGUUCAUUUUGAUGAUCGAAGUGAAAAAAAAAUCACCUUUCAUCUUGUUCCAUUCUCAAUUUCUUCUGAUUUUUCAUAAUCACAUUUAUAUAAUAGUUUCUUAUCGGUAAAUUUUGAGGUUUAGCUUCCGCAUUAACUUCGAACUCGACGUUUUGAAUAGAAAUAGAUGUUAAGGGAAAUCAAACCCAGGAAACGAUGAUGUACUGUUGAAAUGACAUUUAGCUGAUCUUCUUUUUUUUCGUAGUGCCUUGACUAUCAUCAUGACAAUCUUUAUUUUAUCAGCAGCAACGCGGAAAAGUUGAAAAGAGGUUUCAUUGAACCAGAUUCUAAUCCAGGAUGUUUGUCUUCUUCCUAGUCCUCUUUUACCAAAUAUUUUAUUUUGUUAUGUGGCCGAAGUAUUUUAAUUUACGAUUUUUUUCAUUGUUAUUAUCACUACUCGUUGUUUUUAUGCUUAAUUUUUUACCAGAACGGUCUAGGGAAUCUUGAAUAUUUGUCUAUGAAACCAAAUGUCAUAUCUUCAUCCAAAAUCCAGGAUUGGACUUCAUAAAACAGAUCAGAGGAGUUGUAGCAUUUCAAAAUUCCUUUUUGUAUUUUAAAGAAGAGAUUUUCCAUGCGUGUCCACAUCUUGAUAUAAAGAUGAUGAAUUCAUUGUAUAUGCUGCAUUAUACAAGUUUUUGUUAAUAAUUUUGCUACUCUACUAUACAGUGCCUUAUAAUAACAUCUUAUAACGAAGAAAUUCUUUUAAGGCCGUUAUGUUUGUAACCGUAUCUUUUCUAAAUGGAUAUGAUUCUGUAAUUUGAAGAAAUAAUCGUAUUUUUCUCAAAAUAAAUUCUAAAUUUCAAUAUUACGAUAAAUGCACGGUUCUUUAUACAAAAAUUAACAUAUACCAUCAUCAAAUGCCUUUCAAAAAUUCAUUAUAUUUAACAGUGAAUCAAAAAAAGUCGUCCUUGAAUGUAAAAACUGAAAUAAUCUACUCAUUCACCACGAGUUUAAUAUAAUUUCGAAAUUACAGAAACAAAACCAUAUUAAGGGUAGAUUUAUAUGUAUAUUGUCCACCAAAAAGGGGCACAAUUCGUGGGGGAAUUUGUGUUUAGGAUUGUAGAUAGUAAAGGGAUAAAGGUAAGAUCGGGCUUCUGUAUGAAACGUGAAAAAAUAUCUGUGAUACUUAAAAUUGUACGUUCAGUAUACGUUUUUCGAAAAAAAUAAAAAUUCGUGUGAAUAUACAAAAAAAUGGUGCUGGGUACCAGUGAAUUUGAACCGAACUAAUCACGAUCAUCGAAAAAUGAAGAAAGAAAUUAAUAAUGUAAAUGAAAGUCUUCCUAAAAUCUCCCAAUUGGAGAUCAGACUUAAAACCACGGAACUUACAAACUGAUUACAUCUUUGGAAAAUCGCUCGCACAUUUGGAGACAUCUCCACACCACUUAAACUACUUUUUACAUAAAAUUUUAACUCUAAAGUCACAUACAAACUUUAUUAAGAGAAUAAUAUCAAAAAAUAAUCGCAGUUUUCUCGAUUUAUAACUUGUCUUUCUAUGCUUUAUGGACUGUAUGGUAGAAAUGUCCUUGUGGUAGAGUUGACCAGUAUGUACGAUCGUCCAAACGGUCUAAAACGAUUCAUUUGGUUAUAUUUUAAGCACAAAAUGCGUUUUAUUCCAAAAGGUCGUUGACCUGACUUUAUUUCUCCGAUUACCGCCGACAACUUCAAAUUUUCGAGACUCAUUUCUUUGGAGAAGUGCAAAUCUGUGGAUUUAGCUACCAAAUCACGAUUUUCUCGAGCACUACAACCUACAGAAGUUCAAUAUCCACUGAUAUCUCUACACGACAGGUACCAUUCGAGGUUAAACUUCUUGUACCUGAUUCUUACAAAAAAAACAACGUAUGUAUAGUCCAUCUUCUUACUGAGCCUUUUCUAUAUACACUCAAAUGUUACAAUUUGACUCAUAUUCUUCGAUGUCUUUAACCGUUCUUUGAUAUUCUUCAAACUGGUUUUCAAUUUUCAUAUUUUGGUUGUUGUAUUCCGAUAAAUUUGAUCCAUCACCAAUUCCCUAGGUGUUGAAUUGUUUUUACUAGUUCCAGUUAUAGUAAAAAAAUCCGAUUUUCGUCUAUCAAAUCUACUAAUUUUCUCUGUGACAAUAGAAACUGAAAAUUCACUUGAAAACUCGAAUGGAUCCGACUGUAAACUUGUUGAUUUACCAUACAGUCGUGAGCAUUUUAAUAACUAUGAUCAUCGUAAAUAGAAGUAGAUGAUAGGUAGUAAUAGAUGGGGUAGUUUUAUACUUCAAAUGUUUUCUAUUGAACUUUGUGUUUCCGAAAUUUACAAACAAAUUGAUCUUCUUAAUUUGUAUGUUUUGUACUUACAAAACGCAUAGUUAGUAAAGCGAAUUUUUUACUCUUAUAAAUUUUAAUUAAUAGUUUACGUUAAUGUCCAAAAACUCCUUACCUGAAGAAGGAUUUGACGUUGGUAUUUGAUUCCUUCCCCUUUCCAUUCACAGCUUUCAAACAUUCCAUCUUCAAUCCAAGUGUAAUGUAACGACAUUUUUUGGUCUACAAAAGACACGUACUUAAAAUUGUUGAUAUUAAGACCUUUGAAGCCAAGUUUCCACAGGUUUUUUACAUUCUAACUGAAUGAGCAACUGAAGUAGAUGGUUUCAAAUGUCCAUCAUGUAAAACCACAGUUUUCGAUAAAUAUUUUGAUGAACAAACACCAUGGAAUUAGUAUAUAAAUACUAUAAGAUUCUAUUAGGUCAAAAGAUAUAAUACCGUGAAGAAAUUGAUACAAGUAUUUUUAAAAAACAUCCCUGUUGUGUAUAUCCUCCCUCUCUUAUCAGUGACUGAUUAAUAUUUCUCUUUUUCUAUAUCUACGAUUUUGAUAAAUCUAACACGAUUUUUGUCAAUUAUUUUAAAGAAAUUUUCAAUAAAAUAAUUAUUUUCGUUAUUUUCGAAUGUAAACUGAACGUUAUUGAAGAGCAAAUAAUAAAAAAACCAUAUCAUUUAGAUAAGAAUAGUUUUUAACAUCUUUUACAAGAUUCUUAUUUUUUUUUGACAUUAAGAACUUGAAUACACACCGUUAAUGAGAAUUUUUAAGAAGUUUUUCCUCCCCUCUUUGAUAUAAUAUCAAAAAUACGUAAUAAAUUAUGUCAUUCUUGUUUUUUAUAUACCUAUAACGUAGCGCUGAUUAAAUUCAUUUUUACUUUGUUAUACCAAAUAAAAGAAUUGAUUUAGCAACAAAUCGAGAAUAAUUAUCCACAUCGUGUUGGUACUGAUAAAUCGUAAAUGAAAAUACAUAUACAGUGUGUAUCUAAAGUCUAUUAAUUUGAAAAUUCGGAUAUUUUUUCACGUCCUACACUUUUCGCAAUAAACUUAGAUACUAAUUGGUCCAGUGUAAAACAAUUCACCUUGUUAUAUAACUAUGUAUAUGAACUCUAAUUUGUACAGGUAGACUAAUUUCUGUGUUGAAUAAAUGCUUUUGAUCUAA
Diorhabda sublineata is the source of this 8032-nucleotide messenger RNA. Its product is annotated as pikachurin. NCBI's taxonomy places the organism in Eukaryota, Metazoa, Arthropoda, Insecta, Coleoptera, Chrysomelidae. The transcript is spliced from 10 exons. Bases 294 to 2789 code for a protein of 831 amino acids. The record is from RefSeq and is a predicted model, not a curated record. Gene Ontology annotation, molecular function: calcium ion binding.